GGGUUAAGUGCGCCCCGGUAUCCGCCCAUAUUCGUGUUAAAAGGAGGCCAGACUGGAGUAGCUAGGCCAGACGCUGGAUCAAAUGGAAAGUUCGACCGAUUAAUUUCCCCAUUUUUUGCUGGUUCCCUUUUGCUUUAGACACGAGGGUGACCUUUUUUACAUGCCGGUUGCUCUUGGUCGACCAGGAAAUGCAGAGAUCGUGUGAGAGCGGUGGAAUAUCAGCUUGACUUGUUUAGACGCGGAACUCCUCCACUUGCUAAAAGGUGAACAAUGACGGAAUAUAAGCUGGUUGUGGUGGGAGCUGGUGGCGUUGGCAAGAGUGCGCUUACCAUCCAGCUCAUCCAGAAUCAUUUUGUGGAUGAAUAUGACCCCACCAUUGAGGAUUCUUACAGGAAGCAGGUGGUGAUAGAUGGGGAGACAUGCCUACUGGAUAUCCUCGACACUGCAGGUCAGGAGGAGUACAGCGCCAUGAGGGAUCAGUAUAUGAGGACAGGCGAGGGUUUCCUCUGCGUGUUCGCCAUCAACAACACCAAGUCUUUUGAGGAUAUUCACCACUAUAGAGAACAGAUAAAGCGGGUGAAGGACUCUGAGGAUGUUCCCAUGGUGUUGGUUGGAAAUAAGUGUGACCUCCCGUCCAGGACAGUGGACACCAAGCAGGCUCAGGACUUAGCUCGCAGUUAUGGCAUUCCCUUUAUUGAGACCUCAGCCAAAACCAGACAGAGAGUGGAAGAUGCCUUUUACACUCUGGUACGGGAGAUCAGGCUGUACCGGCUCAAUAAACUCAGCAAGGAAGAAAAGACGCCGCGCUGUGUCAAGCUUAAAAAGUGUGUUGUGAUGUGAAAGGGGGAGUCGACGAUGCCUUUUACACAUUAGUUCGAGAAAUACGGAAGCAUAAGGAGAAGAUGAGCAAGGAGGGCAAAAAGAAGAAAAAGAAGUCCAAGACAAAGUGUACACUCAUGUGAAUAAUCACCUCUUUUUUUCCAGACAGACUUAAAAAUAUGUUGAACAGUUCAAGUAAUAAAUUUGUACAUUACACUAAAUUAUUAGCCCACCACCUCACUGAAUACUAAAUCUGACCCCAGCUUUCUCUGCCUUUGUUUGCUACCGAUAAGCUUCAUUUUAGUGCCAGUUGCUCAAUUCAAAAGCCUUUUUUUAUUUUAUUUUAUAGGAGUUUACCGAUGUAGGUUUUUCUACAACUGCCUCAAUUUUGACCAUUUUUCCAUUCACACUUAAUUUGCCUGCAAAACUUGCCGUAAUGUCAUUUUGUUAAAAAAAAAAAAUGGGAUGCCAAAGAAUCUUCAUCCCACGAGUGACUCAAAAAGCCAGUUAAGAUCCAAAUUUCUCCAUCCACUGUGUGAUGUCUCCAUGUGUGCAGACAAUAGAUAUUACACUGAUAUAAGUAUGCAUGCAAACCUUUAACCUCUGGAUUAGAUAUUUUAAUUUUUAAUGCUUUUAAUUGUGUGGGGAGUGAUUUUCUUUUUUUUUUUUUUUGCGCCUAAAUGACUGUUUUAGUACCAUUUGUAUCCCACAUGUCAAAAGUAUUACAAGCUACCAUAGUUAUUAAC
This is a messenger RNA of Synchiropus splendidus (mandarinfish), 1565 nucleotides long. RefSeq names its product v-Ki-ras2 Kirsten rat sarcoma viral oncogene homolog (gene kras). Bases 271 to 840 code for a protein of 189 amino acids. Gene Ontology annotation, cellular component: plasma membrane. The transcript is spliced from 6 exons. NCBI's taxonomy places the organism in Eukaryota, Metazoa, Chordata, Actinopteri, Syngnathiformes, Callionymidae. Gene Ontology annotation, molecular function: GTPase activity; GDP binding; GTP binding. The record is from RefSeq and is a predicted model, not a curated record. Gene Ontology annotation, biological process: Ras protein signal transduction.